Messenger RNA from Chironomus riparius, 3646 nucleotides. NCBI's taxonomy places the organism in Eukaryota, Metazoa, Arthropoda, Insecta, Diptera, Chironomidae. The record is from the annotation of a GenBank genome assembly.
GGAGCUGCAACGUCAGCUUAUCAAAUUGAAGGUGCAUGGAAUGUAGAUGGAAAAGGACGAAAUAUUUGGGAUAUAGCAGUUCAUGAUCAUCCAGAAAUAAUUAGAGACAAUACCACAGGUGAUAGUGCUGCUGAUUCUUAUUAUCAUUAUAAAGAAGAUGUUAAGGCACUUAAAGCUUCUGGUUUCAAAUUCUACAGAUUCUCUAUUUCUUGGUCAAGAAUCCUUCCUGAAGGCAUGCAACCAAAUGAACUAGGAAUUCAAUACUACAAUAAUUUGAUUAACGAACUUAUUGCAAAUGGAAUCAAGCCAAUGAUUACGAUGUAUCACUGGGACUUGCCAGAAUAUGUUCAACAAGUUGGUGGCUGGACAAACUCUUUAGUUGUGGAUUAUUUUGAACAAUAUUCGAACUUAAUCUUUGAGAGAUUUGGUGAUCGUGUUAAGACAUUCAUUACAUUUAAUGAACCAUUUAUAUUUUGUGAGCGUGGAUAUGGAAGUGGAAUAUUUCCACCUUUAGUAAAAUCACCUGGAUUUGGUGAAUACAUGUGUGGUCAUAAUGUCUUAUUAGCUCAUGCUAGAACCUAUCGUAAUUAUCAACUCAAGUUCCAUGCAAGUCAAUUAGGUAAAGUCGGAAUCUGCUUGUAUAGUGACUACUCCUAUCCAGCAGAUAGUUCCGCUGCAGCUGCCAAUCUUGCAAAUCAGGCAAUGAAUCAUAUACUUGGAUGGUUUGCUCAUCCAAUAUUUUCAAAUGAAGGAAACUAUCCACAAAUUAUGAUUGAUAACAUUAAAAGAAACAGCGGUGAUCGUCCAUGGUCAAGACUUCCACAAUUCACAGCUGCUGAAAUUGAAUUAGUUAAAGGAAGUGCCGACUUUCUAGCACUUAAUUACUACACAAGUCGACAUGUUAGACCAAAGGUCAAUUAUCCAGAAGAAUACGGUUGGGAAGAUGAUGCAGGAGUUGACAAGUAUGUAGAUGCAAGAUGGGAACGAGCAGAAUCAAGUUGGCUUUAUGUUGUACCUGAAGGACUUCAUGAUUUAUUAGUAUGGAUCAAGCAGAACUAUGACAAUCCAACAGUUAUCAUUGCUGAAAAUGGAUAUUCAGAUACUGGAGAAAUUGAGGAUGAUAAGCGCAUCAGUUACAUUAAGAGACACUUACAAGCAGUAAAGGAUGCAAUAAGUGAAGGCUGCAAUGUUGUUGGAUACACAGUUUGGUCAUUGGUUGAUAACUUCGAGUGGCUUGAAGGCUUCCAUGAAAGAUUUGGAAUUUACUAUGUUGACUUUUUCACCAAAAAGAGAAUUCCAAAGAAGUCAGGCAAAUACUUUAAGGAUUUGAUAACUUCUAGAAAGAUAUGAGCGGGACCAAAAAGCAAUAAAUUGGUUAUUCUAUUUAUAUUUCAAGUGAGCGUCUGUGUGGUCCUGAUUUAGCAGUUUCAAUGUCAAUAUGACUUAAUGACGACGGCUUACUGCUGUAGUGAACGUUUAGUGCUGAGUUCAAAUCAAAUUCUAAGCUACAUCAGGGCCAUACUGAUGCUAUUCGUUUUUGUCACUUUCGGGCUAGAUUACAUUGAUCCUUAGUAUAUUCACUUCAGUUAAAGCUAGUCAAUUGACAUUAAUUAUCAAUUAAUGAUUAAUACAUCCAUUGUUGAUAUGAUUGUACUACGAACAUAUCAUCAAGUAGUGACUGCAUUUUGUUUACUAUAUUACAAUCCUAAUCUUAACCAUUCGGUUAUCAAUUGCCACCAUUCACACGACCACAUAUCAAUAUUGAUAGCAUUUUAAUUGAUCCUAUAUAAAUUUGGUUCCUAGUCGAAAAUUAUUCAAUCGUUUGUAGCUCGUGAAGUAGGCAAGAUGAAUACGGCGACAAAAGCAUUUUUUGGUUUAUUAUCUUUAGUAUCUAUAGCAGCACUUGUCGUUGGAAUUAUUGCUAUUGUUCAAGUAAAUCAAAAAAGUGACGAGACCACCCAAGCACCAAUAGAAACUACCACUGGAUCAGGAUCAACUACAACUGAACUUCCACCAGCAUCUGAAAAAGACUUUGCUGAUGAUUUCGAUUUUGGAGCUGCAACGUCAGCUUAUCAAAUUGAAGGUGCAUGGAAUGUAGAUGGAAAAGGACGAAAUAUUUGGGAUAUAGCAGUUCAUGAUCAUCCAGAAAUAAUUAGAGGCAAUGCCACAGGUGAUAGUGCUGCUGAUUCUUAUUAUCAUUAUAAAGAAGAUGUUAAGGCACUUAAAGCUUCUGGUUUCAAAUUCUACAGAUUCUCAAUUUCUUGGUCAAGAAUCCUUCCUGAAGGCAUGCAACCAAAUGAACUAGGAAUUCAAUACUACAAUAAUUUGAUUAAUGAACUUAUUGCUAAUGGAAUUAAGCCAAUGAUUACAAUGUAUCACUGGGACUUGCCAGAAUAUGUUCAACAAGUUGGUGGCUGGACAAACUCUUUAGUUGUGGAUUAUUUUGAACAAUAUUCAAACUUGAUCUUUGAGAGAUUUGGUGAUCGUGUUAAGACAUUCAUUACAUUUAAUGAGCCUUACAUAUUUUGUGAACAUGGAUAUGGAAGUGGGCAUGAACCACCAUUAGUUAAAUCUCCAGGUUUGGGUGUCUACAUGUGUGGUCAUAAUGUUUUAUUGUCACAUGCUAGAACCUAUCAUAACUAUCAACUCAAAUUCCGUGCAAGUCAAUUAGGUCAAGUCGGAAUCUGUUUGAACAGUGAAUUCUUCUUUCCACAAGACAACUCAGCUGCAGCUAUAAAUCUUGCAAAUCAGGCAAUGAAUCAUAUGUUUGGAUGGUUUGCUCAUCCAAUAUUCUCACAGGAAGGAAACUAUCCACAAAUCAUGAUUGAUAAUAUUAAAAGAAACAGUGGUGAUCGUCCAUGGUCAAGACUUCCAGAAUUCACAGCUGCUGAAAUUGCAAUGAUUAAAGGAAGUUCUGAUUUCUUAGCAAUCAAUUAUUAUUCAAGUCGAUAUGUUAGACCAAAGGUCAAUUAUCCAGAAGAAUACGGUUGGGAAGCUGAUGCAGGAAUUGAUAAAUACAUAGAUGCAAGAUGGGAACGAGCAGAAUCAAGUUGGCUUUAUGUUGUACCUGAAGGACUUUAUGGUCUCCUAAAAUGGAUCAAGGAUAAUUACAACAAUCCAACAGUCAUUAUUGCUGAAAAUGGAUAUUCAGACACAGGUGAGAUUGAAGAUGAUGGACGCAUUAGCUACAUUAGGAAGCACUUGCAAGCUGUAAAAGAUGCUAUGGAUGAAGGUUGCAACGUUGCUGCAUACACAGUCUGGUCACUACUUGAUAACUUCGAAUGGCUUCAAGGCUUCCAUGAAAGAUUCGGAAUCUACUAUGUUGACUUUUUUACCAAAAGACGAAUUCCAAAGAAAUCUAGCAAAUACUUUAAGGAAUUGAUAACAUCCAGAAAGAUAUGAGGUAUUACCAAACACCAAUAAAUUGCUUAUAAUUAUUAUAUUUCAAGUGCUACUAUUAAGGAGUGUAAGCUGUAAGCGCACAUGGAGUUUAACUUUAAGCUGAUAAGAAGUUUGUAUUUUUGUGAUUUUUACAGUGAUGAUAAAGUUGAAUUUUGAGAACCUUAAAUUUAUGCAAUUUUUAAUGAGUUGAUAUUUGAAGUUGAGAAUUUUGUUGGUAGAUGUCGCUAUGUGUGCUCAAACUUUG